GCGCUUUCAGGUGUUAAAAUUCUUAUUUGAAUUUUAUUAAUUAAUCUAAUAAGAACGUUAAAGUAAUAAAUAAAAGUAGUGUGUUAUUAACUUGUUUACAUUAGAGGUGUGAUUUUGGUUUGAAGCAGUGACCAGCUUUGAUUAAACAUUCAGCAAUUGUGAUUGGCCUAUUUAAGCCGCAUUCACGAAUUGGAACAAACGUUGUUGCACGUCAGAGCAGUUCACUUAAGCGGCAGCGAAGAAAGCAAAUCACGACAAACGAAAAUAAACGCUUAAAUAAACAAACAUUUUUUUAUGUUUUUUAAAUUAAAUAGUGCAGAAAAAGACAUUUUACUGAGAGCAGCAGGUUUCUUAUAUCUAAGUAAGAAGAAAGCCUACCUGUAGAAUUGAAGUGAAGCGUGUAUGGAAUUUGUGAAAAGAGAAAGUUGGCUAAGAUAUUGUUAAAGCGCUCCAAUAAGGAAGUACACGUAAUACAGCAAAUCAAGUGACACAUCAUCAUGUUAAAAGCGAACGCAACGGAGUCCCACUCCACUUCUGCAGUAGCGAAUGGGAAAUCAUUGGCUAACGGUAAACCUGUUGCUAAUGGUAAAAAUGCACAACCUGAAGCAAAUACUAUGCCACCACAGAAAUCAGUUGUAAUCGCCUAUAUACUUUGGCUCUUUGGUGGUAUUUUUGGACUACAUCACCUGUACUUGCAUCGCGAUCGACAUGCUUUCAUCUGGUGGUGUACACUGGGCGGUUAUUUCGGUGUCGGUUGGUUGGCUGAAAUAGUCUUAAUACCGGAAUAUGUACGUGAUGCUAAUGAGGAUCCAACUUUUAUUAAAUCAUUUGUGGCGAAAUUGCAAGCAAAUCAACGACCGCCCUACUCGGCUAAGCGUUUUGUGGGCGAAGUAAUGAUUGGCUAUCUCUUUGGACAGGUGCUGCUCAUGGCCAUACCGGAAACUAUAUUCGCUGGUAUUGAUUGGGGUUUUCUACAUUGGUUUAUACCGGUAUUUGUUUCUUUGGGCGUCUGGACUGUGGGCAAUAUCGGACGCGAACGUGGUGUUUGGUGGCAAUGCUUAAUCGGCGCCGUUGCCGUAUAUCCAGCACGCUAUCUAAUUUAUGACGAGACCUAUUCAUUGCUGUUGACUGCGCUGGUUUCGGCGCUAGUUUUCGAUACUUAUUCCAAACAAUGGUUGCGGACACCACCGAAACGUCACGGCGCUGGCGCACGGUCGGUGAAAUUGACAGCUGCCUUGCUGCUUUACUUUUCAUUAUGGGGAUGUUUCCUUUAUUUCAAUGGCACAAUUACGGAUGACGAUGGUGGUGAAGUGCCGAUACAUGAAGCUUUACAAAAUUUCCUUACAUCAGCUUGGUGGACAGAUUUCACACAAGCCCUUUCGGAUACAUAUCAAUAUGCACAGCAUCAUGGUUGGUAUGAGACAUGGAAGGAAAUUUUCGAAAGUAUGGACGUGGAUGGCGAACGUAAUUCGUACAAGGUGUUAGGCGUCAGUGCAACAGCCUCACAAGCCGAAAUUACAUCAGCUUAUCGUCGCCUAUCGAAGGAAUUCCAUCCGGACAAGGUCAAAGAUGAGAAAUUGAAAGCGGCUGCAAAUCAACGAUUUAUUGAAAUACAACAGGCUUAUAAUGUGCUGAGUAAAAUCAAAUCGAGUCGUCGUCGUAAGAACAAAAAGUCGGUUGAAGAUGAACCGAUUGUUUUAUAAGAAAAAAAAAAUGUUUGCUGAAACAUACCCAUAUUACGAUAAAUAUUAUUUAUAAUUAAGUAUGCAUUUAGUUAAGUCAAUAACUUAAAUUAUUUAAUUUAUUUUAUUUAUUAUCGACAAUGCCCAGUUUAUAAAAAUAUCAAUUUCGAAUAUUUAUUAAACAUGAAAUUUCAUUUAAUUUAUUUAUUAUCCU
Molecule: messenger RNA, 1896 nt
Organism: Bactrocera dorsalis (oriental fruit fly)
Lineage: Eukaryota; Metazoa; Arthropoda; Insecta; Diptera; Tephritidae
Gene: wus
Product: dnaJ homolog subfamily C member 22
Exons: 3
Coding region: 498-1703 (401 amino acids)
Biological process (GO): endocytosis
Cellular component (GO): plasma membrane; early endosome
Source: RefSeq, a predicted model, not a curated record